Molecule: messenger RNA, 330 nt
Organism: Parnassius mnemosyne (clouded apollo)
Lineage: Eukaryota; Metazoa; Arthropoda; Insecta; Lepidoptera; Papilionidae
Source: the annotation of a GenBank genome assembly
AUGUUUUUCGCUUUGGCCGCUUUGGCGUUAGCUUGUGCAUUGCCACAGGAGCAUAACCAGGCGAAAUCACCCGUGGAAAUCGUAAAACAGGAUUCAGAAAUCAACGUCAAUGGAUACAAUUUUGAAUUUGAAACAAGUGACGGUACAUAUAGGCAAGAGCAAGGAGAUUACAAAAAUGACACUGAACAACAAGGUCUCUCUGUAAAGGGCAGUUAUAAGUACGUCGCCCCUGACGGUCAACACAUCCAAGUCACAUUCGUCGCCGACAAGAACGGUUAUCAGCCCACAGAGGAGAAUGCGAAUCAAGAAAACAAACCCACUCAAUCCUAA